This is a messenger RNA of Clonostachys rhizophaga, 1131 nucleotides long. Lineage: Eukaryota; Fungi; Ascomycota; Sordariomycetes; Hypocreales; Bionectriaceae. The record is from the annotation of a GenBank genome assembly.
AUGGCGCUCAAUGCUGGAGCCGACAUUCAGGAACGUGGAAAGGAGCCAGGACGCGACCUAAAGUCCGGUGGGACUAUUAUAUAUAUCAGGGCUGUCGCGAAUGGCCAAGAAGCCACCGCGCGAAUGCUCAUCGAGACUGGCAAAAUUGAGGUGAAUCCCUCUAGGAGGAAGAAGCAUCACUCGCCUCUGUGGUGGGCAUGCCACUUUGGCCAUACCAAUCUGAUUCGGCUGUUGCUAUCCUUUCCAGGCACUGAUAUCAAUGCUAUUGAUGGGAUGGGAAAGGGUGCCUUGGAAGGGGCAAUCAAAGGCAAGCAGCUCAGAUCGGUUCUGACCUUGCUUGCUUAUCCGCAACUCAAUCUUAGAGCACGACGUGGACCCAACCCUGUCGAGUACGCCAUAUAUGAAGAGACGCAAGAUAUCGCUUGCGCUUUGAUCAGAGACCCAAGAUCCGACCCGAAUGGUAGCAUGCGAAAAGGGAGACAGUAUGAGCCAUCUCGCGAGCCAUUGCUUAGGGCCAUGCGAUUUGGGCAGCCAGAUGUCAUUCGGUGCCUUUUGCAACACCCGGACAUAGAAAUACGCGGCUCUGACCUUGGCUGGACACCAAUCUUUCUUGCAGCCUGCUCCGACAGCCCUGCCGCAGUUCAGACUCUGCUCGCCAUGCCGGAGACCAACCCGCACACUCCAGACAGCAACGGCCAGACGCCUCUCAUGGUCGCAGUACGUGAAGAUAGUCAACAAACAGCCGGAGUCCUCGCAAAUGUCAGGGGGACAAACUUGAACCAUCAAGACAAAAACGGUGAUACAGCGCUGAUACUUGCUACCUUGGUCAGUAACAGAUCGAUGAUAUCCUUCUUGUUGAACUGUGAGGGCGUGCAUCCUGAUAUUAGAAACCAUGCUGGGCACUCGGCGGUGAUGAUGACAAGAAGUCCGUUUCUGAAGGAACUAUUUGUGCAGCCGCAGGCGAGGAGCGUUUAUGAUUACCCUGAGGACAUUGACCCCUUUCGCUUUGACCCCGAUGGCUUUGACCUUGAUGAAUUUGACCCUAAUGGCUCUGACCCUGAUGGCUUUUACACUGAGUCUGUUAACAGCGAAUCUGAAGGCACUGAGUCCGAAGACAGCGAGUCUCUCUGA